Dalotia coriaria is the source of this 976-nucleotide messenger RNA. Its product is annotated as farnesol dehydrogenase-like. The record is from RefSeq and is a predicted model, not a curated record. Gene Ontology annotation, molecular function: oxidoreductase activity. Bases 62 to 817 code for a protein of 251 amino acids. The transcript has 2 exons. Lineage: Eukaryota; Metazoa; Arthropoda; Insecta; Coleoptera; Staphylinidae.
UAAAAGUAAACAGAUAUGUAUUUAAGUAGUGGUACUUCGACUAGUUAGUACUUUCAGAACCAUGGAUCGUUACGUUGGUAAAGUUGCGGUUGUAACCGGCGCUAGCGCUGGAAUCGGUGAAGCUAUCGUUGAUAGUUUGACUAAAGCUGGCAUGAAGGUUGUGGGUUUGGCACGUCGUGUCGAACGUAUUCAAACUCUCUCCGAGAAACUUUCAAAAGAAGGUGCCAAAGGAAAAUUAUAUGCUGUUAAGUGUGACAUGCGCGUUGAAGAAGACAUUGUAAAAGCUUUUGAAUGGACAACCAAAAACGUUGGUAACAUCCAGGUCCUAGUAAACAACGCUGGUGUUGCCUCGAAAUCGAACCUAUCUGAAGGUGAGACGGAAGAUUGGCGUAAGAUUCUUGAAACCAAUGUACUUGGUCUGUGCAUUGCGACCCGAGAAGCUACAAAGAUCUUGAAGGCAAACAAAAUCGAAGGACAUGUUAUUCACAUCAAUAGUAUUGCUGGACAAUCCCACGUGUUCUUCCCUACUAUUGGAGUAUACGGAGCAUCUAAACACGCUGUUACUAACCUAACAGAAAUCUUUAGACAAGAGAUGGUUACACAGAAAACAAAUAUUAAAAUUACCAGCAUCAGUCCGGGUAUGGUUAAGACUGAAAUCAUUGACGUGGCAAAUUUGAGCGAAGAAAUCAAGAAAAUGUUUGCUAGUUUGGCAUAUUUGGAGAGCCAAGAUAUUGCUGAUGCUGUGAUUUAUGUCUUGGGUGUACCUCAAAGAGUUCAAAUCAAUGAACUGACAAUACGUGCACAUAAAUCUAAUUAGGUAAUUGAAGUACCUACAUUUUCUAGUAUGUUGAUUAAUAAACUGGAUUAUCACUCUUGAAAUUACGAAAGUAUAUUAUACCUGAUAUUGAUUAUAAUCUAAUUACAUACAUUGUAGUAUUUACUUACAAUUAAUAAUUACACAAUUCUUGUUUAUUAA